CGGGGUGGUGGGAGUGUGCGGGGUCCCGGCCGCCGGCCCGCUUUGGUCCUGUGUGACUUGGCGGUCCUCAGGGCCCGGUUCCUGCGGAGAUGCCGAAGGUCAAGGCGGCGGCGAAGCGGCGGGAAGAGCGCCGGGAGCUCAAGAGUGCCGGAGGACUCAUGUUCAACAAAGGCAUCGGGCAACACAUUUUGAAAAAUCCUCUCGUGGUUAACAGCAUUAUUGAUAAGGCUGCCCUAAGGCCAACGGACGUGGUGCUGGAAGUCGGACCUGGAACUGGCAACAUGACCGUAAAGUUGUUAGAGAAGGCCAAAAAGGUCAUUGCCUGUGAACUUGACCCAAGGCUAGUAGCUGAACUUCAUAAGAGAGUUCAGGGCACGCCCGUGGCCAGCAAGCUGCAGGUCAUGGUGGGGGACGUGCUGAAAACAGACUUGCCAUUCUUUGACGCGUGCGUGGCCAACCUGCCUUAUCAGAUCUCUUCGCCCUUUGUCUUCAAGUUGCUGCUGCACCGGCCUUUUUUCAGGUGUGCUGUACUUAUGUUUCAACGAGAAUUUGCUCUCCGCCUGGUUGCCAAGCCUGGCGACAAGUUGUACUGCAGACUUUCCAUUAACACACAGCUGUUAGCACGCGUGGACCACCUCAUGAAAGUGGGAAAGAAUAACUUUAGACCACCACCCAAGGUGGAAUCCAGUGUGGUAAGGAUAGAACCGAAGAAUCCACCACCACCCAUCAAUUUUCAGGAGUGGGAUGGCCUGGUAAGGAUCACCUUUGUCAGGAAGAACAAGACCCUGUCUGCUGCCUUCAAAUCAAGCGCAGUGCAGCAGCUUUUGGAAAAAAACUAUAGAAUUCACUGCUCAAUGCACAAUAUUAUUAUACCAGAAGAUUUCAGCAUAGCAGAUAAAAUACAGCAAAUCCUAAGCAGCACAGGUUUCAGUGACAAAAGGGCCCGCACCAUGGAUAUAGAUGACUUUAUCAGACUGCUACACGGAUUCAAUGAAGAGGGUAUUCACUUUUCCUAGGCAUCUGGAAGACAGAAUGUUUCAAAGUCAAAAAAGGAAACAGAUUAUAUAUUUUUGCUAAGAAGACAAUCUGUGCUGUUGCUUCUCUGGAAGCCACAUUUCUGCCAUCAUCAUUUAUUUUUCUGAAUCUUUAAGGUGGUCAAUUCCAAGUCCCCAGGUGUUUUGUUGUUGUUAUUCCUGGUUUGUUUUUAAUAAACACAGGACAGGGUCCACUCUACAGAAUCUUCAAAAGCCGCAGAUAUGCACAACUUUACACUUAAACUUAGUGUUUCUCACACUUUAUUGUAUAAAGAUGCUAAUCUUUUUACUGUGUUAUAAAUGAGGUCAUUUUUACUCUCUCAAGUAAUAAAAAUGUUCAGAUAUGCUUAACUGCUCA
Molecule: messenger RNA, 1392 nt
Organism: Ochotona curzoniae (black-lipped pika)
Lineage: Eukaryota; Metazoa; Chordata; Mammalia; Lagomorpha; Ochotonidae
Product: probable dimethyladenosine transferase
Exons: 12
Coding region: 90-1016 (308 amino acids)
Biological process (GO): rRNA methylation
Cellular component (GO): mitochondrial matrix
Molecular function (GO): rRNA (adenine-N6,N6-)-dimethyltransferase activity
Source: RefSeq, a predicted model, not a curated record